CUGCAUUCAGGCAAUGAAUUUGGUCACCCCGAGUGGCUAGAUUUUCCUCGUUACGGCAACAACAGCAGUUACCAUUAUGCUCGUCGUCAGUGGCACUUAGUCGACGAUAAUUUGCUCAAGUAUGAGUACUUGAACAACUGGGAUCGCGCGAUGAUGCACCUGGAAGCAGAAUAUGAAUGGUUAUCCUCGCCCCAGGCCUACAUCAGCCGUAAACACGAGGAUGACAAGGUUAUUGCUUAUGAACGCGCUGGUUUGCUGUUCAUCUUUAAUUUCCACCCGAACAAAAGUUUCACCGACUACCGGAUCGGUGUGGACAGGCCUGGAACCUACUACAUCGUUCUGAAUUCCGAUCGGAAGGAGUUCGGCGGAUUCGAUCGUAUCGACGAAACUAUCGACUAUCCGGCAAAGGAUGAACCCUGGGACAAUCGUCGUGGCAGCAUCUACCUUUACCUACCGUCACGUGUGUGUCUUGCUCUGGGCUUGAAGUAG
Dibothriocephalus latus is the source of this 489-nucleotide messenger RNA. The record is from the annotation of a GenBank genome assembly. Lineage: Eukaryota; Metazoa; Platyhelminthes; Cestoda; Diphyllobothriidea; Diphyllobothriidae.